Messenger RNA from Neurospora crassa OR74A, 507 nucleotides. RefSeq lists its product as hypothetical. Lineage: Eukaryota; Fungi; Ascomycota; Sordariomycetes; Sordariales; Sordariaceae. Bases 1 to 507 code for a protein of 168 amino acids. The transcript is spliced from 2 exons. The record is from RefSeq and is a predicted model, not a curated record.
AUGAUGAUUUCGGGACAGGGGUUCUUCGAACUUGAAGCUUGCAGCUCAACGACCGAAGCCGUGAGAAAGCGCAUGGCCGUCACUGCUGCCUUUGCUUUUGACCACCCCGGCCCAGAUGUUGACCCUACUUACAACGACAGACAAUAUUAUAAGAUCGAGAUCAUGUGGACAAUCAACCAGGGUAUCAAUCGCCUAAACGGCCAACAACUUUCCACGGACGACAUUUCCAUGGACGACAUAGACGGAGAGCAUCCCGUUUGGUACCCGGAGGCCAUGACUAAACUGUUCCAAAUCCUCGAAGACAGAUUCCGCCUGUUAUUUGCCGAGGGUGAAGCCCUGAAGCCCUCGAGGCAUUACUCCCCAAUCCCUGGCUUAACUGGCCAGACUGUUGUCCGCCCUUUUUCUGGAUGGAAUUCCCGCCCUUUCCCUGCUAGACACCCGACCCUCUGCUUUGCGUUCCAUAACACUUUCUCUAUCACAUCUUCUUCAGCAAAGCUGUUGAACUAA